Physcomitrium patens is the source of this 2519-nucleotide messenger RNA. Its product is annotated as putative trehalose-phosphate phosphatase C. The record is from RefSeq and is a predicted model, not a curated record. Gene Ontology annotation, biological process: trehalose biosynthetic process. Gene Ontology annotation, molecular function: trehalose-phosphatase activity. Lineage: Eukaryota; Viridiplantae; Streptophyta; Bryopsida; Funariales; Funariaceae.
GGACUGCUGCCAUGUCAGGGGUGGAGGUCCCUUUCGGCUGAGAUUGAGGGUGAUUAUAAGGGCUGGUUGCUAGUGGCGGUUUCAUAAGUCUGCUCCCUGAAUUGUUUCUUGUGAACCAUUCGAGAGAGAGAGAGAGAGAGAGAGUGAGAGAGAGAGGUUGCUGCCGUGUGUUUACCAAUUAGUGAGUGCUGAACGAACAACUUGGCCAGUUGUGAGUGAGGUCCUGUGUUUGCGUGGAUGCCUGGGCGAAGAGGAGAGAGGACGGAUGUUGUUGAGGUUUUCGUGCAGACAGAAAUUGAGAUAUUCCCCAAGGACUGUGCUGAAACUGCUCUGUCCAGGUUGCUUGCCAGCAGCGUGGUGACUGGAGUAAGCUAAUAUUUGUUCAUUGUAAAGAUCAACAGCUUUGUGUUAGAAAAGGUUUCAAGUAAGUUUUGAAGAAUACUUAAGCAAAGAAGUUGAAGUGGCGAAAAGGAUAGAAGUAUUUUGACUCCUUCCAGUUUGAUAAAGAGGGUAGUGAGUAUGAUUUACAAGUGCGAGACGAAUAGUCCCAUUAUAUUUGACCGAUUCGAUCAAGGAGAUAUCAAAAGUGCAGAAGUUGGCUUGCUACGAGCGAGCUUGCCUACUCUGGGAGAGGGAAUGGUGGGUGGUAUGUCACUGAGGUCCAAGCGAGCGGCAGUUUGUGGAGAGCCUGCGGCCGCCUCAUGCGCUUCGACGUUGUCAGUAUCUUCGCUGGUGGCUGCUUCUCCUUCGAAGUCAGCUGCAACUAAUGGAACCUCAGUGUCCAUUAAGUCUGUGGCUGUUGCUGUGCCAAAGAAGCAUGGACCUUACGUUGUUGACAAGGGUCACAUGAUUACAUGGAUUGAUGCAAUGAGGUCGCAGUCACCACCACAAUUUCGCUCUCUACAUGGAGAGGCUCCUGAAACUUUCGACAUCGAGACAGCAGCAUACAGCGCGUGGCUCGAGAAGCACCCGUCAGCUUUGAGUUCGUUUGACAAAGUGGUGAAGCUUGCGAAAUCCAAGCAAAUAGUUGUAUUUCUCGACUACGACGGUACUCUGUCACCUAUUGUCGAUAAUCCAGACCGGGCUUUAAUGUCUGAUGAGAUGCGGGCUACAGUAAAGGAGUUGGCCACUUGUUUCCCUACUGCAAUCAUCAGUGGAAGAGCGCGUCCAAAGGUUUACGAUUUUGUGCAAUUGUCGGAGUUGUACUAUGCUGGAAGUCAUGGAAUGGAUAUAAUGGGUCCUGCAAAAAGUUCAAGUGGUUUUAAAGUCAACGGAACUCGAGUUAAAGACAAGAAGGGUAAUGAUGUUGUAUUUUUCCAACCUGCAAGCGAAUAUCUUCCAAUGAUGGACAAGGUUUGCAGUGUCUUGAAUGAUACGAUAAGAACCAUAAAGGAUGCGCGGGUCGAACACAACAAGUAUUGUUUGACGGUUCAUUUUCGUCUUGUGAAAGAAGAGCUUUGGGAAACUCUUGCAACAAAAGUUCAAAAUGUUUUGAAGGAUUACCCAAUGUUGAGUCUCACGCAUGGCCGGAAGGUCUUGGAGGUCCGCCCAUCCAUUGCAUGGGACAAAGGCAAAGCUGUAAACUAUCUUCUAAAUUCUUUGGGUUUUGCUGAUUCAAGUGACGUCCUACCUGUAUAUAUUGGAGAUGAUCGUACAGACGAGGAUGCUUUCAAGUUAUUGAAUGGUAUGAAGCAUGGUUGCAGCAUAUUGGUGUCAUCCAUUCCCAAGUCAACUAAGGCCGCCCUUUCGCUUCGGGAACCUUCAGAGGUAAUGGAAUUUCUGCGACGCCUUGUGCAGUGGAAAAAACGUGGAUCAGAGAAACGGAAUGGCGUCCAAAAUGGUCGUUACUUCAUCAACUAAACUAUUGUUGCAAUCACCGCCCGGCUAGAACAACCGUUUUUUGGGAGUCACUCAACAUCAUUCGCCUCAGUCUAUCAAAUUGAUCUUGGCGUUUUUUUCUGGUCAAGUUCCGCCUUUUACUACUCGGAGAUCUCUGUCACUUUAUCCUCAGCACUUUGCGAGGUUAUUCAUCAAAUGUGACACUCAACAUAUCGAGAUGGAAAAUUUCAUUUAAAAUUAAACAGGGGAAACCAGCUUGGUUUGCUCUUGUACAUAAUGCUCGAGGCGAGGAUUGUUGCUGCAGUGACGAGCACAUGUUAAGUGCGAAGUGGCGAAGCUAGCCGAUUGUGGGCGAUUUUGUACAGUGCAAUGGACCUGGGUUCUACUCGGGAAAAGUGUAGAUACCUGUGGAAAGGUUAGAGAAGUUGUAAACUUCAGACAGGCCAAACUUUUGUUUCCCAUUUUGUACACAAUUCUAGCAGAGCCUCCCUAGUAUCUUACCCUUCCAUAAGGUCGCCCACAUUGCCACAGCGUUGGUCACGGGUGUGACAUCCUGAAGUUCCUAUUAACCUCUUGUAUUGACUCACAUAACUCUGGAGGCUGUUUUUUCGAGAAUAUUGUAUUAUUUCGCUCAUGUAUCCAAAAAAAUGUUAAUUCAGAAUGCAACCAUAUUCAAUUUU